Atta colombica is the source of this 527-nucleotide messenger RNA. Its product is annotated as histone H2B-like. The transcript has a single exon. The record is from RefSeq and is a predicted model, not a curated record. Lineage: Eukaryota; Metazoa; Arthropoda; Insecta; Hymenoptera; Formicidae. Gene Ontology annotation, molecular function: structural constituent of chromatin; protein heterodimerization activity; DNA binding. Gene Ontology annotation, cellular component: nucleosome. Bases 57 to 428 code for a protein of 123 amino acids.
AUAUCGAGAACGCUGUAUCGUGGUUCUAUCCGCAAACUUUCUGAUUGUACGACAAAAUGCCUCCUAAAGCCAGUGGCAAAGCCGUGAAGAAGGCCGGUAAGGCUCAAAAGAAUAUUAGCAAAACUGACAAGAAGAAAAAGCGUAAGAGGAAGGAGAGCUACGCCAUUUACAUCUACAAAGUAUUGAAGCAAGUACAUCCGGACACCGGAAUCUCCAGCAAAGCUAUGAGCAUCAUGAACAGCUUUGUCAACGAUGUAUUCGAGAGAAUCGCCGCGGAAGCAUCGAGAUUAGCGCAUUACAACAAGCGCUCAACGAUCACCUCUCGGGAGAUCCAAACGGCUGUGAGACUUCUGUUGCCCGGUGAAUUGGCGAAGCACGCAGUCAGCGAAGGCACGAAAGCAGUAACCAAGUACACUAGUUCCAAGUAAAUUGGAAUUGACGACAAAAACGGCCCUUUUCAGGGCCAACAAAAAUUCGAACGUUGACUUUUCUCUGGAUUUCGUUUCUCUAAAAUUUUAUUCUGCACA